Molecule: messenger RNA, 1182 nt
Organism: Sorex fumeus (smoky shrew)
Lineage: Eukaryota; Metazoa; Chordata; Mammalia; Eulipotyphla; Soricidae
Gene: CD300LG
Product: CD300 molecule like family member g
Exons: 7
Coding region: 10-1035 (341 amino acids)
Cellular component (GO): plasma membrane
Molecular function (GO): transmembrane signaling receptor activity
Source: RefSeq, a predicted model, not a curated record
GCACCCACCAUGCGGUCGCUCUUCCUGCUUUGGGGCUGUCUGGUGCUCCCAGGCUAUGGGUCCCUGGUGGGUCCAAAGGAGAUCAGCGGGUUUGAAGGGGACACGGUGUCCCUGCGCUGCACCUACGGGGAAGAGCUGAAGAAGUUCCAGAAAUACUGGUGCCGGAAUGCGGGGUUGUUGUUGAACCGCUGCUCCAACCGGGUCUACGCGACAGAAGAUGGCCGGGAGAAGACGGUGGGCAAGGUGUCCAUCCAGGACAGCCGCCACGAGCGCACGCUCAAGGUGACCCUGCGGGGAAUCAGCAUGCAGGAUGCAGGGCAGUACUGGUGUGGGGUCCAGAAGCUGGGCUUCGACAACAGCGUCCUCAUCUCUCUGCUGGUCUUCCCAGCGUCUUCUGGUCGCCACCCAGCAGUCAGCACAGCCAAGACGGGGAUCCAGGCCCCGCCGCUCACAGGGGGCUCCCCUCACGACCACGAAGGCGCCUCCUCCCCGUCCCCCGGAACAUCUCCCUCCGCGGGGCCCUCUCCUCACGCUCACGCCGCGACCUCUCCUCCUGCAGGGACCUCCCGGCCCACCGCCAGGCUGGACCCCCCCACAGCAGAGGACCCCAGCAGCAGCGACAUCUCCCCGCUCAGAACGCUGGUGCCCACGGCCCGCACGCUGGCUCCAGUGUUGGUGCUGAUCUCCCUGCUCCUGGCCACGGGCCUGGCCGCUCUGCUCACCCGCUACGUGUUCCCCUGGAGGAAGGAAGCUGUGCUGGAGGACCCACCGAAGGACACGGAGGAUGAGAAAGUGCAGCUGUCACACAUGACACAGGGGAACAGCUGGGGCCCGGAGUGCGCCGUGAUCAACCUGGCGGGGCCCAACGAGCCUGACUCCAGCUCCCCACCCCCCGCCUGCCCCUACACAGAGGGACAGCCCCUGAACCAGACUUCAGAGGAAAACCAAGCCUCUCCGCUGGACGCUCAGGGGGACCUGGUGCCCGGGAUUCCCCUCCAGGUGCCCGGGGAAGAGUCAGGCUUUGUCCCCGUAUAGGCCCCGAGGGACCUCCAGGCCAGGCCACCCAUGAACCGACCCAUUGGAAUAAGCUUCUGGCUGCAGAUUCCAAGUUCACCCACCCGUGAGCACACCCCUCCUCCUGCUUGCUCCCCACCUGGUCUGGAAGCUUCUGUCAGCGCUGGA